AUGGAGGAGAGGAGUGUCCUUUUAUUCCCCAAUUUGAUUUCAGGUUACGAACUGUUUUUGAGAAUCAGAAAAAUUCUCCAUCCUUCCCGAUUUGCCUCCCCACCCUCCCGGCGGGUAAAUACACCCAGCUCUAUUCCAUCUGGUAUAGGGCACAGGAAGACUGGGGGCUGUGCGUGCUUCUGCAAAUCUCUGAAAAAGGUUGGGGCCGGAGGAUUUGGGGGCUCCGCUUCCUCUUGCCCCGCAACGUCUGGCGCGCGAAGAGAUAGUGCGAUUCCGGAGGGUCCAGCUUGGAUGCCAGGCCCUCCUCGAGGGUCCACUUUCCCGGGUUCAACCCGCAGGGGCGGCGGCCCCCGGGGGCUUCCGAGGCCCCUCCCACGUCCCUUCACAGAGCAGUGCCUCCUUAGUCCAGAGUGGAGCUGUGCGCCCGGCUCCCAGCCGGACGGGUUUCGUAAUCGCGUCGCGGCCGUUUCCGCCCUCGGCCAGCCCCACCUCUGCCGGCCCGCCCUCGGCUCCCCACCGCGCCGAGGAGCGAGCCCGGGAACCCCACAUUGGCGGGCACCGAGCGGGGGCCCCCCACCAGCUGCCGGACGCCUGGAUGCCGUAGCAGAGCAGAAGAAGAAGAGGAGACGGAUUGACCGGACCAUGAUUGGGGAACCAAUGAAUUUUGUCCACCUGACUCACAUUGGCUCUGGGGAGAUGGGGGCCGGAGAUGGACUUGCCAUGACAGGUGCAGUUCAGGAGCAGAUGAGAUCCAAGGGAAACCGAGACAGGCCGUGGAGCAAUUCUAGGGGCUUGUAGCUCCAAUAGGAAUGGUUCUGCUGUGUGUCCAGCCUUCACUGUGUCCAGCCCAGAAGAGAUGCUGUCCCCACCAGAUGCCCUCCUAGAAUCAGUGACCCCAGGGCCCUUCUUUUCCCUGUCUAAUAGUGCCUCAGAAGACUUGGGGGCUGGACUCCCUCUACUCCCUCUGGCUGUAGCCCCUCCUGGAGAUGGGGUCAAGGCAGCAGGACUGACCAAGUGACUACUAGUUGGCCAGAGGAGCUUAGCUGAAGCCCUGGACACUCUCAGAUCUGAGAUAGGAGUUUUCUGGGAACCUGGAAUGCGUUCCCUUCUCCUGAAUGAUGGUCUAGGUGCCAUAUGUUUUUAAACUCAACCUGGAACUCCUUAAAUGUGGUAGGUGGGUGAGCGAGAUUACCGAAGCUGAAACCGGCUUUGCUGAGAAGCUCCCUACCUCCCUGCCCUUUUCUUUCCUCCUGGAAUGAGCUGAAGCAGACGUCAAGCAGGGGCUGGGAGGUGACCACUGGCUAGCCUACUCUUUCUCUUUAGAUCUCAGACUUUAAGCUCAUAGUCCCUCAGUAUUUCUCUGCCAAUACCAAGGUCUUUCUCUAGGGAGGCCUCUAACCCUAUGUUUCUUUAGCAUUGCUCACCCCCUAAGGUCUUUACUUUUUUAAUUAAAAAAUUAAUUUAAGAUGAUUUCUCUUAAUUAUCCUCAUCCUGCUACUACCUCUCUCCUUAACCCCAACCCUGCCCACAGCCCUACUGUUUCCCAUUGGAUAAGAGUUAAGGGGCCAGUCUUAACCCGAAGACAUUCCAUUAAAGUCUUGGGCACCUCUGCCAACCUCUCUGCUGGCCUAGUCAGAGCAGGAGGGGGAUCUGGAGAGAAACCCAGAAUGCAACAAAACUAGGAGUUAUGUCUCAGGGUAGCCUUACUGAUCAUGGAGGAUGGGAGUGGUGGUGAGAUAAAUAGGUGUAAAACAAUCCUCCUUGAGUAUUCUUAAGGUCCUCACAGCGUGGGAACAGGAAGACCUCUAGAGCAAGUUUUCUCAAAGUAGGCACUUUUGGCAUUUUGGGCUGGAUUAAUUCUUGGAAGUGAGGGACUGUCCUGUGCAGCAUCUCUGGCCCACUGUAGUUAUGACAACCAAAAAUGUCCCCAGACUUGGCCAAAUGUCUCCUAAGGGGCGAAAUCACCUACCGUUGAGAGCCGGUGCUCUAGAGUCAAGAUAUUUUUCUCUUAAGUGAUUUCAACUUAAUCAUCCUAAGUCUGAGCCAUGGAUUAACUAGGGCCCCUUUUAAAGUAGCCUCAAUAGGGCUGCACAUAAUCUCAAAACAUUUCUUUAUUCAGUGUAUUGCUUGUGUUUGCAUGGGUUCAUGUCUCUGUGAUGGACGUCUACUGUGCCUCUUGCCCUUACGCUCUCUGGAGAAGGGGUUCCUGCGGUGUGGAGGCAUGACCAGGGUAUAGGGAGACUGGGGGAGGGAGGGAGAGAAAGCAGUAGAGCAGUAGACAUCCCAGCUUAUCCUCCCCAAAUUUAAAGCUCUGUUUCUGUGCCCCAGUCCUAGAACCAGACGCAAAUAAGACUCAGGGAGUUUUGUCUGAAGACCAAAUCCCACUGCCCACCAUGCUGAAGUCUUUAGGUGGGAAAAUAAUGUUGGAACAGGGUCUUUAGGCACUUUGUUUUCUCAGGUGUACUGGCCCCUUCUUUGCAGGAUGAUUUGGGAGGGCAGAACAGAUGAGCUCCAGCCUGCUGAGAAAGCAGGGGUCUCAUUAGCUGGGUAACGGGAAGCAUCCUGUUUGAUGGGAGUGGGGGUCAGGAGUGUGGGAACUAGAAUCUAUUCUGCUGACUCCACCAGCCUUCCAGUCCGCCCCACCCACAGUGACCAAGGUUCUAAGUUUUUCCAAUUUCAGUGUAUUUCCUGCAGUUUUUUGGUGUCUAAACUUGGUCAUAGAGAUAUCCCAGUUCAGUUCCAGUCUAGCUAGUUGCUCUGAAAGUAGCUCAUCUUGUUGCCCUAAAGUAGCUCAAUAGCCUGAGGGUUAUACUAGAUCUAAAGGGUUAAUAGGAUAGGGCAGAAAGAUGGGGGACUCCUGGACUCUGGUCACCCUGAUCUUGAGCCUUAUUCCUAUUCUUUGGACACAGUCUUUUGUGCUCUCACCUUUAGCUACCUUCUCUAAUGUGUAUGCUGCCAUCACUUGAACAAUAUUUAGAGUGAUGGGAGUGGGUUUGAGAGUCAUAAUUUAUAUUAAAAAGUGUUGGACUUUUAAGUGCAUUUUCAAAUAAAAAAAUUUUAAGUAAAA
Messenger RNA from Sus scrofa (pig), 3067 nucleotides. The record is from RefSeq and is a predicted model, not a curated record. NCBI's taxonomy places the organism in Eukaryota, Metazoa, Chordata, Mammalia, Artiodactyla, Suidae.